AUGGGAAAUGGUGUUUCACCAAAUAUAAGUUGUGGAGAUGCUUCUGGUGAUGGAUGGCCAGAUUGGGAGGCUGACCAGACACAGCCAGGUAACAAUCAGCAAUAUCUACAUCAAUCACAUACUCCAGAAAGAUUUGUUGAAGAUACAAGAUGCCCAUCUCAUCAGAGUCUUGAGGGACAAGAAAGUCAACAACAACCUCAGCAACAGCCAGAUGAUGGCUUAAAACCAGAAAAAACACAGGCUAAUCAGACAGCUGAUAAUAUCAAUGCUGUAAAUUCUCAUAGUUGCACACAUUCAUAUAACUCUACUACUGGUGUACUGGCAGCAGCAGGUAGUACUCCUCAUACUAAACAAGACUCCUGGAGCUGGGAAUCAAAUGAGUUUGAUACAGUUGAGGAUAAUAGAACAACUCAGGCUUAUCCAGUAGUCUCAAGGGACACUCACUUUGGGUAUGAGGCUUAUAAUGACCCUGUUGCUGAACAUCAGAAAUUAUCUCAUGGGGAUGUUAAUACUGAAAAUGUACCACCUGUUGAAAGAGAUUCUUCUCAAGCUACCAUGACAGAAUCUGUUCCAGCAAAUCAGAUCUCAACCUCUACAGUGGUUAAUAAUUGGGAUGAUGGUUGGGGUGAUGGUUGGGAGGCUGAAGUUCACACUUCUAAAGAUCCGUAUUUAGAGCAGAGCAACAAUGCUGAAGAAAUUGGCUCAAAUAAACAUGCUCUAGAAGGAGAUCCAUCUCAUCCAAAGCCACUAGAACACCAGUGCAGGGAAUUUUCAUACCAGCCUGAAAGGGUAACAUGUGCAGAAAAUGAAGUGGCAUCUGAGCCAGACCAGCAGCAAAAAGAAUAUAGUCAGAAAAACUAUGGUUUACAGACACAGAAUCAAGAAUAUUUUGACAACAUUCCAGUUACUUCAGCAGCAGGAUGGGAUGAUGGAUUGGAACAAAACCAUGAAAUCAGUUAUCCAUCUGAUCAUGUUAAAGAGAUAACUGGGGCCUGUGGCACCAGUGAUAACUUGACAACAAAUGCAGUUGUUACUUCAAUCACUGAGGCAGUUGAUGGAAUGUCAAUAAGAGAAGAUUUACAGCAAGUGAAGGAAGAGUUAGCCUCUCUGACACUUCAAGAGCACAAGAACCCUCAGGGAUCCCUUCAGCAGCAGCAGGAUGAUAAUGAGACAAAUAUAAAAUCUGAAAUUUAUCCAAGGAGGAGUUUCAAAAACAAGAUCAUCAGAUAUAUCAGCAGCAAGAACCCCUUUCUUGGCUUGGUCAUCAGCAGGAGAAACUUGAAGAUGCUCAUUCAGAAUCUGAUCUUCAAGCACAACAACAACAACAGCAACAGCAACAACAACAACAACAACAACAACAACAACAACAACAACAACAGCAACAAGCAACAGCAACAGCAACAGCAACAGCAACAGCAACAGCAACAGCAACAGCAACAGCAACAACAACAACAACAACAACAACAACAACAACAACAACAUCAACCCCAUUUACAGCCUCUGCAGGCAUCAGUAAUGUCAAGUCAAGUUGAAACUGGAUAUGAACAUGUAGAAAGCCAAAAUGUAGAAAGCCAAAAUACUCAUUAUCCUCAAGAAGUUCCUGGAGACACCAAGCUGUUCAACCCGCAAGAAGUUCUUGGAGACACCAAGCUGUUCAAUCCUCAAGAAGUUCUUGGAGACACCAAGCUGUUCAAUCCUCAAGAAGUUCAACCUCACCUCUUCCAGCCUUCCCAAAGUUAUGAUCACCAAUUUCAUAUACAAAACUCCCAAGAACUUUCUGAUCCUGGUCAUCCAGUGACUUCCCUGGGUGCUGAUCCCCUGCUAAUGAGAAUUCCAGAUGGAGCCUCAUCUGUCUCUGAAAUGCCACCUACCAAAGCAGUGGAUGAAGACAACUGUACUCGACAAUCUGACAGGGAACCACAGCUGGCCUCUGUCCAGGCUAACUUAGAAUCUUUAGAUCGUCCCUCAUCAACACAGUCUGCCCUAUCAGUUCAUUCUACCCACUCAAGUGUGCAUGAUACAUCUCUUCACCCAUCCCAACUGCAGAGGCCCCUAUCUUCCUAUGCAACAGAGAGACCAACCUCUAAUCAGUCUGCUAAUUCUAUUCACUCUCUUAAUUCAGUUAAUUCCAAUCGAUCAUCUCUCUCAGUCCAUCCAAGUCAGGAAGAAUCUUUGGUAGAGAAUCUUCAAAUGCCAACCCUUGAGACAUCUUCCUUUCAAGCAGUGCCACAAGAGCAAAAGACAGACCUACCUGUCCCCUCUAAUGUUACCAAAAAUAGUUUUGAGUCAUCCAAUGAUAAUGGCAUAGAUCCAACUGCUACCCCUACUGGGCUUCCUAUUGGCCCACCUCCAGUAUCAGGUCCUUUAGGUGCUAUGCCAAAUCUAAAAGCAAGAAAAGGAAGUCCUUUCCAGCCUCCAAGCAUGAAAAGAGGCAUUGUGCAAUUGCAAAAUAAACCAGUGCCUCAAUCUAUGUCUACUGAUCCAGUUUUGAUGGACCCCUCAGCAGCUGCAAAUGAUGAUCCCCCCCCUGAUAACAAUGAGAAUCCAAAUGACACAGAAAAAAGUGGAGCACCACUUUGGUCAAAUACAGAGGAUGUUCCUAUGAAUGUCAAACUUGCUGUAGCUGCACCAUCUGUACCAGAGACUAUUCCAAAUCAGCAGCCAGUGGUGUCAAGUAACUCUAUACCAUUAGUGGUACCUGGCAUGGUAAAGGAGGAAAUAGCUGAGGCUGAGCCACCAGUUGCACACAGCAACUUUGAGCAGCUACCUUGGGUUUCUCCAGAACCUCCAGCAGCUCAUAAUGCUCACUUCCUCCCUCCAACAGUAAAACCAAAGGUGCAGUCUCUCAGUAACAUACCUGCUGAUUCUUCCUCACCAGCAGUUUUGGAUUUAUCAAGACCUUCAAGAUCUGCAACAGAACCACAUGGUGAUGGAUCUCAGAAGACUGAAACACCAAGUUUUAGUCGUAUGGUCCCAGGUGAAUCGAGCAAAGAUGCUUUGGCUACUUCAGCAUCAACCUACCAAGCCCCAGUUGUGGUCCCAUCAAUGCCAUCAGAAAGAGUGGUAACAGGUAAUGAUAAUCCCCAGCCAGUGCUACCAGUCAGGAUUAAGCAAGAACCUACUGAGGUUAGAUCUCCUCCAGAUGGUCCUGAUACAAGUGACCCCUUGAAUCAAGGAGCUUCUGUUGUGCCACCUGUCCGAAGUGAAACUAUUGGGUCUGAAGAACCAGCUGCAAGGAAUUUCACCUCCACUAACUCAGGAAGCAGACCAGAUUUGACAAAUGAUCACAGAAAUGAGAGAAGUGGAAGGUGGGAAAGGGAUCAUUCACGGGAAAGGGAUAGCAGGAGCAGUGAUCGUUAUCGUGACAGAAGUCAUGAACGUAGUCGAGAUUACUACAGGGAUGACUCACCACAUAGUAGGAGAUCCUAUGAUAGAGAUUAUGAUCGAAAAUAUGAUGAUGACAGAAGAUGGCGACGAAGAGAGUCUGAUGAGGAUGAUGAUAACGAUAGACGUUAUUAUGAAUCACGGGACAGGAGAGAAAGAGCUUACAGGGAUGAAUUAGAUCGCUAUAGUGACAGACCUUUAAAGGAGGAGAAAGACAGAGUUCAUCGAGAAAGUAGAGAUUUGAGAGAUAAACGACGUGGUUAUCAUGACAGAUCUAAGGAUUACUACCAUAGUUAUGAUGAUGAUCCCUACUAUGGCAGGUCAGAUAGGUCACAACCAGUAUCAAGAUCAAGCAGCAUCAAUAACUUAGAAAACGAUGGUGAUCGCUCUGGUCACUCACACCGAUCUCGCCAUGACUACUAUGAUCGACAUGACCGAAAGGACUCCCGUUCCAGGGACUCAGAUCCUCGGGACAGGGAUGGCCUAUACUCCAGGGACCUAAGGGAGAGAGAUUCCUCAUAUCACAGAGACAUGAGAGAUCCAAGGAGAGAUCCUCGUUUCUACAACCAAAGAGGUUAUGAAGAUCCUUAUGGCUCCCGGGAAGUUUAUGACCAGUACCAGUAUUACUAUCAGUACUACCGUGAUAACCCAUAUUACAAAGAGUACUAUCGACAAUGGAUGAAACAGUAUGGACAUGCUUAUGCAUCAGAGUCAUUCUAUGAUGAUCGAACCAGCAUCCACUCUGGUCGCUCCUCAGUUAAUGAUGAGCUUAAAAAAUCCAUCAGCAGUGGUGAACUAAGUGGUGUUCCAUCAGUAACUGAUGAUGCUCCCAGUGAAGCUCCACAGCGUAUGACCCCAGUGCAGUUUGGCAGACCUCAUAUUAGUGCUUCCUUCACACGUGGUGGCCAGCUCCUGAUGGUGUUACCUAAGGAUCCCAGAGAAGGAGAAAAGGCUGUUGUACAGCUUCGUGAUGUACAGAAGAUGCUAUGCUUAGAUCCAGUGCUAAAGGAGACAAUACAGCAGAUGAAGAGUUAUCCAGGACCCCUCACAUUAGCUGAUACACACAAAGAAGUUGUUGUAAAAUAUUGUUACAAUCAAGUGGCUGAGGCAGCAGACAACCCUAGCUUAAAUGAUCGUGACUCUGUUGUGCUAAUUUGGGAAUAUUUAGCACUACUUGUAAAGCAAAAUGGAAAAUUAUUUGGAAGCGAUAUAGCAAGUCUGCUGUUGAAGGGAAGAGAAGUCAGCUCACAGACCCAGCAGGUGACUCCUAAUACAACUCCAGAUGAAAUUCCAAACACUCCUGCCUCAGAUUCAAGUCCUCAAGAUGAAGGUAUUGAUAUUCACUCUCAGACAAGUCCACCAACAGCUGUAAAGGAUGAAUCUUUGCUUUUGAAAAAGUUCUGUGAAUAUCUUUGCUUGGGAAGGAAAAGAGAAGCUGUUGAUUAUGCAAUGAGAGAAGGUUUAUGGGGCCAUGCUCUUGCUCUGUCUUACAAAAUGGAUGGAACAACCCAUACCCGUGUAUUAGCUGCCUUCUCCAACUCAAUACCUCAGACAGAUGUAUUGCAAACUCUCUUCCAGCAGUUGUCUGGAAAGAGACCAGAAAUUACAAAGAGUUACAACAUACAGCAAUGGGGUGACUGGCGGCAACAUCUAGCAGUGAUGGUAUCCAAUCCAACUGGCCACACUCAACGAGACCGGGCUUCUAUUGUGGCUUUAGGAGACACCUUGGCAUCAAGGGGACAACUUCAUGCAGCACACUUCUGCUAUCUGGUAGCUGAUGCAGAAUGGGGAACCUACUCAAACAAGUCCUCACAGCUUGUUCUGAUUGGCUCAUCACACAAUCUGCCUUUCCAGGCAUUUUCCACCAAUGAAGCUAUACAGUGCACAGAAGUGUAUGAAUUUGCAAGAUCUUUAGAUAGCAGCAACCCAGCGCUGGAGACCUUCCAGUCAUAUAAACUGAUAUAUGCUUUGAGAUUAACAGAAUAUGGAUUCCCAUCAGAGGCUUUGAGAUAUUGUGAGGUAAUAAGUCAGCUUGUGAGCAAAGCAUCCAUGUCCUAUCCAGUAGAAUUCCUUUCCCAAGUGUAUGAGCUUGCAUCUCAGCUGAAGUAUCAUGAUCUUCAUUACCAUAUGUGUGAAGGGGAGUUGUUAGAAAUGCCAGAUCCAAAAUGGUUAAGUCAUCUACAUGAACUUCUUGAAACAACCAAACACAAGGAAAAAACCAACAUUACAGAAGUUGAUCAAGAUUAUGCUGAAACUAGUGUCAGUCAGAAUAUUUUGGUUGACAAUUACUACCACCAGGCUCCCUCUGCCAGUGUAGAAGGAAAUGAACUCCAAGGCACCUGUCACCAAGACCUAAUUUCUGAUGAAUAUCAUCAAGGAUCGCAUGGAUCCUAUCAUGGUCAUGUUACUACUGUAGAUACAAUGGAUGGAGGACAACAGAACUGUCUCCCACCUUUAUCUCAGCCAAGCACAGAUGGUUUAGAAAUGCCAUCUAAGCAAAAUGAAGUGCAUCAGCUAAGUGAUAGGACAUCACAACCCACGGAGAGUACAACUCCCCAGAUUCCAAUGAUGCAGCCUCCUCAAGACCAGUCAGGUUAUGUACCAUAUGAUGCAAGCUAUUGGUCUGGUUACCAGCAAAUGGAUCCUCACAUGACCCCUUUCACACAAGCAGAGCCAGCAAAAGAGAUGAGCAGUCUCCCACCAUCUUCUGAUGUGAAUGGAGAACACUUGUCCAGUGGUGUAACCUCAUUCUCCCAGCCAAGUAGCAUAAGUAGCUAUACUGCAUACCAACAGCCACCAUAUCAACCAUGGGAACAACCACAGGAAACUCCCACCAUGUCUCUAGAACCUGAUGAGCCCCAGGUAAACUCUCCUCAAGCAAGUCAAGAGGAGGAGCUGCAUUUCUCAGAUGGGCCUGGUAAAAAGGGUGACAAAAACAAGGAGAGAGUGGAAAGCAAGAUUGAAAGUCAUGGAGCAUCUGCAGAGCAGACACCUAAAUUUGAAAAUAAAAUCAAGAGAGUAUCCUUCAAGUCUCGGGCUGAGCUGAAGGAUGAUAGUAAAAAAAAUGAAGAACAGAAGACCUCCUCCAUGCAGCAGACUCGUUGUGGUGUUGAGGCUAAACCUAGGCCCAGUGCUGUUCAUCCCUGUAAUGCAGCAAGUACUAAUGAGGAACAGAAAUCUGAUAAUAAGAAAAAUGACAAGGAAGCUGACAACGAGAAAUCACAAGAAAAGACUAAUACUUGGUCAAUCUCAUCAAUAUUUGGCUGGAAAAAAUCCAAACAAGCAAUACUUCCAGAUGAUAAAAAUCCAUCGAUUGUAUGGGAUGAAGCCAAGAAGAAAUGGGUAAAUCAGGAUGGAGAAGAGGAAGUAGCAGCACCACCCCCUCCUCCACCAAAGAGUCCUUUAAGUGGCAGUGGUGGCCCAACUGUUAUGAAAAUGAGAGGAUUGAAAAAAUCACGAUAUGUCAAUACAGAGAAGGAUGCCCUACAGGCUAACUCAGGUGGCAUGAAUCCAAACCUCAUGGUGCCUCAAGUAACCCCUCCUCUUCCGGGUUCAGUAUUAGCUCCUCAGUUCAUGGUUCCAGAGCCUAAGGACAACUACGAUGACAUACAUCCUCAGACGGCAACAACUCCUCAGCAAGAACCUCAGCAACCUGUUUCACAGCAGCAGCCACCUGUUGCUCUGCCUCCAGAAGUAUCUCAAAUGAGGAGGUCCCGGUAUAUUUCUGAAAGCUCCAUAGAGCUUGAAGAUGACUGGCCACCCACCAAUACUGAGGGGAUGUUGAGUGACAGAGCUGAUAGUACUGGAACUGUACCUAUGAUGGCCCCACCUAGCAUGCAACCUCAGUUCUUUAACCCUGCCCAAUUUACACCUGCAACAUCAAACUCUUCACAUCCAGCAAGGAGGCCUGGCCCUGGGAGACGAGGAUACCCAGUAAAACGAUGAGAGAAGUCUACAGUAGGGUCAGCUUUUGUGAUCGAGACAGGGUUGAAAUUUAGUUUUCUUUUCUGUGAUCUAUAGACUUUUUAUAUUACUUUUCAAGCUUGCUAAAGCUUUGAAUAUAUUUAUUAGAUACCAAAUUUGUAAGUAAAAAGAAAAAAAAAAAGUUACGAAACUUCAUGGUACUAUACAUAGGAAAUUUUGCGAGUUGUGUAGAAAAUUGUUUUGGAAGAAUAUUAAGAGGCAGAGGUAUGACAUUUUAUAUGAAGCUUUGUGCCUGUUUUUAAGUUUUCAUGAUAAAGAGUACUGAUAACUAAUUGUAUUACACUUUAAGAAUGGUGGGUUAUUGUCAUUAUUUUGUAAAUGGUGGAAUUGAACAUUUAAAUAUAUUGAAAUGAAAAAUCAGGACAAAAAGCUUUGCAGAUGUAAAGUGUUCAUUAUCCAUUUCCUUAUUUAGACGCUAGAGAGGUUUUAGCCUUUAUACUUGUGUAUGGUAUUUGGAUUGAAUGGUUGAACCGAAUAGGUUAAUUGUGCAAUUAAUAUAUAACACCUGAGGAGUUAUGAAUUUGAUAAAUAUAUUUAUUUUUUUCAUUUAAUAUACAUCUUACAGACAAUCCUAGCUUUCAGUCAUGUAAGAGGCAAAUAUACUUUUGAUCUGUGCUAAGGUUGAAUAUUUUAUUUGUAAGGUAUAGGAUGCUUAAUAUAACUAAAGAUUUUUCAGAUCCUUGGUUACCUGAUGGCUUGGUGCUAACAGAGUACAGUUGAUGUAAAUUUUGUGAUAAGGGGAUUGUUUGCUGAUAAAUAUUGGUCUGACAACUAUAGUGCCAAGAAUUGUUUUUCCAUUGAUAUUUCCUUAUCUGUCACAAAGAAGGCCAGGCCAUUAUAUGCUUAAACUGCAGCUGAAAUGCCUCUCUAUUAAGAACCUUUCAAAUUAUGACUGGAAGAAACAGGAGAGAGAGUUUUCAUGUUAACUUAUAUCUUAGCUACUUUUUUAUGAAGUAUGCUGUUCACGUGGAAUCUUGGCCAGAUCUUGAAAAUUCAGGUUAGUUCAGAUUUUCAUAUUGCAGUUAGAUUUAACUAUUAGGAAUUAUAGAUAAAAAAUAAAAUAAAAAAAAACAUUGUAACAAAAUCACACUUAAAAGAAAUUCUACAAAUCAUACCUUUUACACCCUUUUUUUUUUUUUUCCUUUCUUUCUUUUUUAGGAAAAUAUUAUGGCAUAACAUUUUUGCUGUGUAUUACACUUGUUUUAGAAAUAUUUUAUUUUAUAUUUUUCAGAUUAAAGAUAUCCUUUUUGAUAAAUGAGAUGUACCGUAUAUAAACCAAUAUUUAAACUGUUGUAGGUUGUAUCCCUAAGUUCUUACAGUUCCAGUGGCUGACAGUAGUACCCACUCAUGGGUGCUUUUACUUCGUUUGGUUAGAAUAUUGGAAGAGGACAUAGAUAAUGUUAUAUUGGAAUUUAUAUAUCUUUUUAAUCCCUUUUUGAACUCGAAAUACUGGAGUUUUGGAUUUUCUUAAUUAUAGUUCAUUUGAUGGUACAUUAGAAAUAUUGUGUUGGUCAUAUAUAGUAUUUUGAAUAUAUUGAUAUUGUAAAAUAUAUAGAAUGCUGAAUUAUCAAUGCAAAUUUCAUUACUACAUCACGAUGCUAAGAAAUAUAAUAAACAUGGCAUCAGUGGACCUUUUGCUGAGAAAUACCAGCAUUAUACUUUGAUCAGAUAUGAUAAAAGUGUUUAUGUAUUUGCUGAUGUUUAGUAAAUUGGAGUGUGUGAGAAAAUUCCUUUGGGACUGUUGCACCAGAACAUGAAAGGUAAGAGUCCCAAAAUAUAUAAUAGAGUAGUAGCUUCUUUUGUUAUAUUUUUUGUUAUUGUAUUAAUUCCCGUAAUUUUGUUCUGAAACCUUAAAAAAAACACUGGUAUGGGGAUAUUAAAGUGUUUUAUGUACAUAUCGGUAUAUUAAAUAAAGUAUAUGUGGUCUCCUUAAAA
Molecule: messenger RNA, 9303 nt
Organism: Penaeus chinensis
Lineage: Eukaryota; Metazoa; Arthropoda; Malacostraca; Decapoda; Penaeidae
Gene: Sec16
Product: protein transport protein Sec16A-like
Exons: 18
Coding region: 1-7329 (2442 amino acids)
Biological process (GO): Golgi organization; COPII vesicle coat assembly; autophagy
Cellular component (GO): endoplasmic reticulum exit site; ER to Golgi transport vesicle membrane
Source: RefSeq, a predicted model, not a curated record